Molecule: messenger RNA, 2182 nt
Organism: Physella acuta
Lineage: Eukaryota; Metazoa; Mollusca; Gastropoda; Physidae
Source: RefSeq, a predicted model, not a curated record
UCUCUCUUACCAUCAUGUAGUUGAAGGCCCAAUCAACGUUUUAUAUACAACCACAUGCUUCUAUCGUCAAUCUAUUAUAUUGAUAUACCGAUCACUUUUAAGUCACCGCAGGCAAAUAGGUUUUGAAACAGCAGUGAAGAAAUUAACAUAUUUCAACAGCAUAGGAAAGACACAGACCAAUUGAAUUAUCAUACAAAUUGUAUCAUUGACCCCAACCAAUGGAGCAUUAUAGGCCAGUAAGCGUAAGUGUUUCUAAAGGCUCUUCUGUUAUUGUCUACACUAUCGCUGAAGAGUUCUUGGGGCAUGGACAUAAGUAUAAUUUUCAGAUAGUUAAUGUGGACGAAAAACAACAAAAAAUGGUGUUUGAAAUAUGCUUGGAUGGUGUGGUCAAAGCAAAAAAUGAAUCCUCUCCCUUCCCAACUAAAGCUUUUAAAAAGAAACGUGAAGGCAAAGAGGGAGAAUACUAUAAAGUUACGCUGAAAUGCAAGAAAGCUCAGGAGAUUGUGGACUACUUUCCACAACCACAAAAGACAUUUUGAGAAUUUUCUUGCAUGGGCUUUAUCUAAACAGUAUCUUGUAUUUAUUUUGCUGUUAAGUGCAAUAAUUUUAAAAUUGCAAACAUUAAAAUCGUUACUAUUUUUUAAAAUAAAUUCCUCUUUAUAGGAUAAACAUAUCUUGGUUAUUGUAAAUCUAACUCCACUGAGCUUAACAGUCAAAGUGUAUUAAGUAAUUAAAUUUGGCUUAAUUCACAUAGUGUCAGUUUUUAAAAAAGAGUAGUAUUUUUACAAAAUGUUACAUUUCACAAAUGUUUUGAUAUCACUUUUGUUUAUAAGUUUACAAAAUUCUUUUUAAGUGGAUAACAUUAAAAAUAUCUAGAAAUAUUUUAUGCAAAUUAAAAACUUCAUUGUUUGGCUUUACAAUAAAUUUAUGUGUAAAUAAAUGUUAACAUAAAUUUUUUAAUUUUACAUUUUUUGUACUACACAUAAUAAAAACGUGUAUUUUCACACUAAAUUACUAUUUCUUUUAAAAUGUCUAUACUUUUAGCACAAUUUGAUUGUAUAGAGGAUAAAUCCAGUUUGUCACAAAAAAUUAUAUCUUGAGAAAAAUAAGCAUUUAAUUUUCACACCUCUAAUAAGAAUGUGCCAAGUUAUAUUACUUAUAUUGUAGAAAAUUUGUUUAAAUUUACAUUUUAGUUUUUAGAAUUUUACAGCUCCUUUUUGCCUUAUUGCCAAUACGAAUAAGCCUACUAAGCACAUUGGUUUCACCAUAAACUGGACAUAUUUAAUUUUUGCUUUACUGUUUUUUGAUUUGAACAGUUGAAGGCUUUUUAUUGCAUUCUGUUAUUCUAUGUUUCUAGACAUUUUUAAAAAUAAUUAUAGGAUGGCAUUGACUUUAUAUUUUACUGUUGUAGAUUAUGUGUUUAGAAAGGUGGAUAGAAAAACCAAUUCAGGUAUAUCAGAGGCUUGAUUUGUUUUAAAUCGUGCAUCAGGGAAUGUGUUCUAAUUAAACAGAUCAUUUAAAUAGUUCACCAACAGCACUAUAUGUUAAAUGUUUGAUCUGAGGCAUUUAAUUUUACAAGCUGGCUAGUCGUAUGUUUUUCUCAGCAGCAUAAGUCUUAUAUUUAGAGAAAUGAUCUGCACUCAUCCAUUCAAAUAGCCAUCAAGGCUGUGAAGCCAGUGGCUCUAUGCUGUAGUGUACCCCAUUUUUGGGACUAAUUAGCAAGUGUUUGCUCGAAAUUAAAAGCUUUAAUUUAUGAUUUGCUAAAAAUUUAUUAUUAAUAAAUAUUUAUAUAUAUUAUUUGAGACUUUAUUUAAGCUACUAUAUAUUAUACACAAAUAUCUUUUUAUGUAAAGUGUAAUGUAAAAGUUUUCUUUUGUGUGGUUUUUUAACCGUUUAGUUUUCUUAAGUGUAGUUUUUUUUUAAAAAAUGCAUGACCUCCUGUUUUUUGUCUAAAAAAUUAAUUAUUAUUUUUUAUCUUUAACAUAUCUCUCUAGUUAAAAAUUCAUGAGUCGUAUAAAAUAAUAGUUAAUUUAAAACUCCCAAAUAUGAACAACUACUUCUGUGAUGUUAUACAAAUUAUACAUUUUUAAAUUUGUAUCACUUAGAAUUUUUUUCAUUUUUGUUAUGCUCAUCUGUAAGUUAUUAUUAGCUUUUUGGUUAAUCAAUUGUACACAUUUUGUUA